GUUUCUCUUCUCGACCUCGAGUUUCUUUUUUUUUUGGUUUAUUUUUUGGUUUCUUGCACGAGCCGAUACAAUGAACUAAAGUACUAUCGCCGACUUCUGAACGACUACUAAAUCUUUUCAAUAUCCCGUUGACCGUCUUUUUAUAGCACCUGGGCUGGUUCUCCACCCGCAGCCGGUCGAAUGCGGCUGAUCUGCCAAGACGACCGCGCCCACUCCCGCCGCAAUCCCGCAAGGGGAACGGGCAACCACGCAGGGGCAAAGCAUUUGUUGGCCGAGACGACUUUGAACUCCGACAACCUAACUCAAACCGCAUCUCCCGUUGCCACAUUUUCGUUCAUUCCUCGAUGCCUUAUUAGGCCCGUCGAGCACGGUGGGCAUACAUGUCAAAAGGCUGGUCGUUCUUCAACGGCCCGAGAAGGCGCACCUCCAUUUCACUUCCGAGGAGCCACGAUCGUAUCAACGAAGCCCUUUCCCAUUCUUCCUACACUUCAAGCGCCGCCUCAGCAUACGCUUCGUCAGCGAGCACUCCUGCCAACUCCGCAAACCAUACGAGGCGCCGGUCCGCUCACUCUUCAGCAACCCUCAUGCCCGAAUACAAGAGCGGCGCUAUGAACCAGGGGCAGCGGGUCCGGUAUUUGAAGACAGGCGGUAUAAUAGUGUUUAUUGUACUAAUACUGUACUUUUUCGCUCCGAGAGAUGGGGGAGGUCUAUCUAGAUCCCCAUUACACGGCGACGGAAACACAGCAUUGGAAGGCGCAGAGACGAAAAGAUGCGUAAAGUCGUACUCGAAAAAUAAACCGCUCAUACAAUACGCCCUCAUGAUCGACGCUGGCAGCACUGGCUCGCGCAUCCACGUCUACAAGUUCAACAACUGCGGACCCACUCCGGAGCUUGAGGACGAGGUUUUCGCACAGACUGAGAAGAAGGAAGGAGGUUCGGGGCUUUCAUCAUACGGUGCGGAUGCUGAAGCCGCCGCCAAAAGCUUGGAUGUGCUCUUGGACGUGGCGGUCAGGAGCGUGCCGGCAGGCUACCAAAGGUGCACGCCCAUUGCUGUCAAGGCGACGGCUGGUCUCCGUAAACUCGACGAGCAACAAAAAGGAGCGAGCGAGGCAAUCCUAAACGCCGUCCGCGCCCGUCUCGAAACGAAAUAUCCCUUCCCUGUUGUUUCCAAAGACAAGGGUGGAGUGGAAGUCAUGGACGGCAAGGACGAAGGCGUGUACGCCUGGAUCACGACAAAUUACCUGCUAGGCAAGAUUGGCGGCCCCGAUAAGACGCCCACGGCAGCUGUUCUCGACCUUGGCGGCGGCUCUACACAAAUAGUCUUCGAGCCCACCUUCAAGGAUUCCCCUCACGGCGGCAUGCCCGAGAAGCUGGCCGCCGGCGACCACAAGUAUGAACUCAGCUUCGGCGGCCGCUUCUUCGAACUCUACCAGCACUCCUAUCUAGGCUACGGCCUCAUGGAAGCCCGCAACAACCUACACAGCGCCAUCCUCACCAGCAUCUACCAAGACCGGAAGAAUACCGCCGAAGCGAACAAUCAACCCGAAUCCAAAGACUGGCUCUCUAAACCCAUUCUUAACCCCUGCAUCGCUCCCGGCAUGUCCCGCAAAGUAGACGUCCAUCUCCCCGCCGGCCACCCCCUCGGCACAACCGUCUCCGUCAACAUGACCGGUCCCGCCGAAGGUACCCCAGCUCUGUGUCGUGGCUUCGCCGAAAAGACGCUGGAGAAGGACGCAGAGUGCAAACUCGCUCCGUGCGCCUUCCGCGGUAUCCACCAACCCUCGUUCGAGAAGACGUUUGCCCGCGAGGACGUGUACCUCCUCUCGUACUUCUACGAGCGCACGCAACCGCUGGGCAUGCCCGAGUCCUUCUCUCUCAAGGAGAUGAAAGAUCUCACUGAGCGCGUGUGUCGCGGGGAGCAGGGAUGGGAUGUCUUUGGCACCGUGGAGGGCGCCAUGGCUGAGCUUAUGGAUCGCCCAGAGUGGUGCUUGGAUCUGAACUUUAUGAUGGCGUUGCUGCAUACGGGGUAUGGGAUGCCGAUUGAUCGGGAGGUCAAGAUUGGGAAGAGAAUCAAGGGGAGUGAGCUGGGUUGGUGUUUGGGCGCUAGUCUCCCGCUGCUGAACCAGGAAUCGGGAUGGCAGUGCCGCAUCAAGGAGAUUCCGGGAUGAGCGGACUCUUCAUUUCACAUUCGUGUGUGUGUGGAUGCUUCGGCUUUCGAUUUGGCUGGUCGGUCAGCACUCUCGUCGGUCAGCCUUCUGCCGUUCUGCCUUUCUGUGGGUGACGUCGCUUCCCUUAUAGAUGAUUGUUUCGGACGCUUGUCCUGGGAUGGCCAGGCCGUAUUGGAUGCUGCAUUUCAUAGGCGUUGUAUAUAUAUCAUGGGGUUGUUUGGAUGCCGUUCAAUGGUUACCAAGGCGACGUGGUGGUAAUAUGUGGUGAGGUAGAGUUGGGGAUCGGGGUAAUGACGACGCAGGGGAUAGGAUAUAUGAUGCUGACGAUGAUGACUACUAAGACGAGGGGUGUUCGAUAAUGAUGAUGAUGAUGUUGUGGUGUUGAGCAUCGUGGAGAGAUGGUCAGCCAAUUUCGUGUUCUCCCUUUACUCUCCCCGCUCUGUCUCACUACCUUCGAAUUUGAA
Westerdykella ornata is the source of this 2632-nucleotide messenger RNA. Its product is annotated as guanosine-diphosphatase. Gene Ontology annotation, biological process: protein N-linked glycosylation; nucleoside diphosphate catabolic process. Gene Ontology annotation, cellular component: Golgi apparatus; membrane. Lineage: Eukaryota; Fungi; Ascomycota; Dothideomycetes; Pleosporales; Sporormiaceae. Gene Ontology annotation, molecular function: GDP phosphatase activity; UDP phosphatase activity. The coding region runs from base 381 to 2168 and encodes 595 amino acids. The record is from RefSeq and is a predicted model, not a curated record. The transcript has 3 exons.